Messenger RNA from Chironomus riparius, 855 nucleotides. NCBI's taxonomy places the organism in Eukaryota, Metazoa, Arthropoda, Insecta, Diptera, Chironomidae. The record is from the annotation of a GenBank genome assembly.
AUGUUUAAUGCAAAGGAGCAACGAAAGAGGCAAAUUGAUACUCUAAAAGUGUUUAACGAUAAUGUUUCAGAAAUUAAAGAAAGUGAAAAAUAUGCAAUUAAGUUCAUGUCUGGAAAGAAUGAGAUAUCGCUAGUAAUUGAACUGGAUCAUGAUUUUCCUUACAAUAUUCCUAAGCUAUCUGUCGAGCCUAAAUUUCAACAUAAAUGGAUAGAAAAUGAUCAGAUAACGAAAGCUCCUGGAAUUUUAAAUUUUUCAAUCAAUUCUGAUUUGGGGAGAGUAUGUCAAGUUAUAAUUAGAGAGUUUGAGAAGAAUCCAGUUCAGUUUCAAUCGCAACAGAUUGUUGAGCCUGUAAAGAUCCAGUCGUCAAUAAAGGAGAUUGAGGGAUUAGAAAUAGAUCAACUAUAUGCACUACUAAAUGACGAUCAAUGCUUAGAUGACUUUAUUGAAGAACUUCAGACUGUAAGAACGUUAAAUAUUGAACUUGAUUCAUUAAUUGAGAGUAAUGAGAAGCAAGCUGUGACUAAUUUGCAAAAGGAAGGAGAACUGAAUAAGCUGAAAGAAUCAAUCGAGUCAUUAUCUUUAGAUUUUCUUAAUUUAGGCUCAAAAUAUGAGGCUACGAAUAAAAAGUAUCACGACAAGUCUCAAGAAUACUUGCCAGAGAAUAUUAGACAGCUUCUAGAAAUAGCUGUAUCCAAUGCAGAGUACCAAUGUGAGGAAUCUGUUGAUGCAUUUCUAAAUGGCAAGCUGUCAUCAAGUCAAUUCCUUGAGAACUUUAUGGAAAUUAAAAAGCUAAUUGCAAUCAGGAAGUUUAAAGAGGAGCGGUUAAAUUUUCAGCUGAACCAACUCAAAUUGUGA